Molecule: messenger RNA, 5378 nt
Organism: Catharus ustulatus (Swainson's thrush)
Lineage: Eukaryota; Metazoa; Chordata; Aves; Passeriformes; Turdidae
Gene: FBXW4
Product: F-box and WD repeat domain containing 4
Exons: 9
Coding region: 3513-4739 (408 amino acids)
Biological process (GO): SCF-dependent proteasomal ubiquitin-dependent protein catabolic process
Cellular component (GO): SCF ubiquitin ligase complex
Molecular function (GO): protein binding
Source: RefSeq, a predicted model, not a curated record
UUUUUAGUUUACAAACCCUGCAAGCUAUGUUGUUGGAAUGGUCUGCUACUUCAGCACAGAACCCUACCCCCUUUUCUAGAGGUUCACAGUGGUCAUGAGCCAUGAAAAGGACUGGGAUCUUUGUAAGGCUUGGGAAAGAUACAUUAUUAUGCUUACACUGCACUGAGCACCUGCUUGAGUCCUUUAUUAGAGUGUGAACAAUGCAGUGGAAAUAAUCAUGCUACACAUACAGUUUUAGGAAUGGUUCAGAACCCUCCUUGGUUCUUGCUCCUGCAGACACCUACAUAAGCACUUUGGCAUUAUUGCAAAGACGAAGGCUGUGGGGCUCUUAGUCUGCAAUGCACAGCUCUGACAGCUCUGCAACAGGCAUUACCCAAAACCACGCCUGAGAAAGUGUGUGCAAGGGGAUGCAGUUGCUGGUAUACUUUUCUUAAAAAAAAAGAACCCAGAGAAAGUAAUAGAUGACAUCUACAUUUUGGGCAAACCCCCCCCCCACUAUUGUUACUAUGGUGUAAGACAAUUAUCCAUACUUGAAAACAAUGCUACAUUUAAAAGCAAUGUAUUGUAAUUUUUUUCUUCAUACUGCUCUGUGUCCCCUGCUUGGAUCAUAGUUGACCUUCUCCAAGAUUACUGUGUGCAAACACCUUUCAUCCUAACCAAAUAUUUCACAGGUAUUUAUAUCUUGGGUUACAAACUGGAGGGCACUAAGGCCCUCCUCCUUCAGAUGCACUUGCCCAUACCUUGGACCUGGUAUCCCAGAGGGACACACUACAUGUGUUACUUUGCACCCAGGCUCCUUCUGAUCUGCACCAAGUAGUUUUCCUUGAUAAAGCAGCACGGCCACAGGCAGGACAUCAUCCACUGGAAUCUGGGUGCCACACAGUGCAGGGAGACAUGCACUAUGCACAUGCUGCCUCUGUAGAGUAAGAGAGCCUAAGACUACAAGAAACCCCUUGGACUGUCUUGGUCUGAUAUUCUGAGUCAGGACUCUCCAGGUCUGCUCCCUGGUUAAGUUUUAGCAAACCCCUCCAUCUCUCUCUCUCUCACUAAGGUAAAAAAAAUGAAGCCAAACCAAAUUGGUAUUGUUUUUUAUAAAUCCAGUAAUGGUGAAUCUACCAUAAAUCUUGGUAAGCUGUUUCAACAGUUGAUUUUUUUCUCACUACACUUUAUUAAUGAAUUUGUUUCCCAUCACCUUCUGUUAAGAGAUCUUAUCUCUUUGUUGUUAAACAGAAGAUCCAGAUUUUUUUUCCUGUUUUCAGUGCUGAUAAGGUAUGAUCACCUCACACCUUAACCUUCUCUUUAGGAAACUGAAAUAGAUUGAGCGUUUUGGGUCUUACUACAAAACAUGUUUGACAGUCCUGUAAUCAUUCUUUACUACUCUUCUUUGAAACCCCUUUAGUUUUUAAACAUCCUUCUUUAAGUGUUGUCUGGACAAAUUAUUUCCAAAACAGUCACAACAGAGUCAAAACCAGAGGUAAAAGAACUCCCAGCUCUUGUUUUUUUCCCAGGACAGCACUAGCCCAGCCCUUUGGUCACAGCACUGCAGAAGGAGCUCAUGUUCAGCUGAUUAUUCAUCUUAAUGAAGUCUUUACGGAAUUGCAGCUUUGCAGGAUAGAGUUACAUCCUUUCAGUGUGACCUACAUUCUUUGUUCCAAGAUGUGAGACUUUACAUUUGGCUUGAUUGAAAUACAUAUGAUGUGAUUAUGCCUAAAUUUAACUUCAGGGUAUGCAGCCAUAAGCAUCCUUUGCCUUUUGCCCCAUGCUUUGUGCCUCCUACAAAGCUUUGCUAAAAAGGAUUUCAGAUUUUUUUCAGAUUGUCAGUAAAAAUAUUAAAUAGUGUAGGGUGCAUAAGCAGUCUCUGUGGGAUCCUACUGGAGAAAGACCAACUUGAUAAGUAUGUCUUUACAAUAACAAUUUAAGACAGAGAAGUCACUCAGCUUUUAAUAAUUUUAAUGUUUCAGACAAUGUUGAAGUCUGUUACAAAAAGAACUAAGUUUUAUAUCAUCAGAAAGAUAUGAAAUUGACAUAAAACUCCAUUCACACAAAGUUUUCAUAAUCUUAAGCAAAAUUUGUUGUAUUACCUCGCUUUCAGAUGGCUACUUAAAUCCUGUACUAGAUGUGCUGCUAUUUCACCUGAGCUCAAAUUCAGGUUGAGAAAUUUUUAAUUACAUCAGACAUCACUCCUUAAAAAUGUUGAUAAAAAAUCUCUGCCUUCUGAAACUUCCCUGACUUCCAGGGUGUAUUAAAACUCAGUGUAAAUGGACCACAGAGCUCCUUAUCUGGCAGUUUUGAACCUCUAAAAUAUGAGAGUUCCAGACCUGGUGAUUUAUUCAUAGAAGUAUUUGAGAUCUUGAGUUUAGACAGACAAGAUGACCUUCUGGAAUAGGAUGCAAGUACUGUCAAAUGGCCUGUAUAUGAUGGUAACCUCAUUACAUGCUGAAAUUUAUUAUCCUACUCCACCUUGCAAAAUGAGAUGUAGAUUGUGGUGGCUAAGUGAUACCUGUGCAAAGCAUACUAAGCAGAUGAUGAACUUUUUAUAACUUAUCUGGUUUUUUUUAUUCUGAGGGAGAAAUUUCCCCAGCAUUUCAGGCUUCUGUAGAGUGGAAAGUACUGUAUGGAAGAAUAACACACACUAGACUCAUAUUUUCCUGCUCCACUGUCUGUGGAGAGUUAUUUUGCCAUUUUGGACCAGAAUUCUUCUGUGUUGUCAGUACUCCAGGCUCCUGUGGAUGGCAACAAUGACUCAGUUAUUAAGUUCUUUGGAGGUGGUGUCCUUGUGGGUGUGUACAUGCACGUGUGAACUGAGAGCACUUUUCAGACCCCACUCUGUGGAGCUCUGGAAGGGGGACUGGACUGCAGGAAGGGUGCUGAUGAAAAGCCAGCCCUAAAUUUAUUGUAGAAAGGCCUGCUCUUAUGUGGAGAAGACCCUUUCUUUUAUGUGUCACAGGAAUCUGGGAGUGUUGAAAACUUCUGUGCAGCACCAGAUGACCCCUGCUGUCACUUUAUGGGUGACAGGCACUCCUGACCCUGGUCAAGGAUAAUUAAUGAGCAUUAAUCACCUUGCUGUUCACCUUCCUUUGCAGGGGUGCAGUACCUAGCUGGUGUUGCUCCAGGUGGUGAGGCAGAUGUUCUGGUUACCUGGGAUCACCAUCCCCACCAUUAAUUGUCCACGUUAUUAAUGAAUACUCGGAUCAGGUGACGUUUCUAAUCCCAGAUCGGAAGAUACAGACCCGUCAGCCGGUGGUGGAGUGGCGAGGGGGUGUGGGGGAGGGCAAGUGGCACAGGGGGAGUCCCAGCGGCUCCCGUUAAUGAAUUAAUCCGCUAACGAGGGUGGGCUCGGCGGCCCGUGCCCCCUCCAGUCCCGGCAGCCGCCUCCUCCCCCGGAGGGGGCAGUGACAGGCAGCGGUUCCUGCCCCAUGUGACUGGGGAGCGGCUGCCCCGUCCAUGGCUUGGCCUCCCCCGGGCAGCAGCAGCUCCGGCUCCCGGGGAGGAGGGGCGGGAGCUGCUGCUCCAUGGGGAGGAAGGGCAGCCCCCGAUCCCCCCAGGCGGAGGGGGGAUCCCGGGCCGCCUCCCCCCCCUCCCCGCUCUGGGCCUUACCUGAGGAGCUGCUGCUCCUCAUCUGCUCCUACCUGGACGCGCAGGCCUUGGGCCGCCUGGCCCAGGUCUGCCGCCGCCUGCGCUUCCUCAGCAGCCGCGAUGUCCUCUGGCGGCGCAUAGCCCGCGGCUGCCUCAACUCCGGCUUCACCCAGCUCGGCACCGACUUAGCUGCUGGCAUUCCAGUGAAGGAAAGGGUGAAGGUAUCUCAGAACUGGAGGCACGGACGCUGCCGGAGGGAGACAGUCCUGAAAUGGAAAUGCAAUUUGAUGCCCUGGAUGGAGCUGGAUGAUGAGUAUCUCUACCUGUCUCAAGCAGAGAACAUCCAGGCCUAUCACCUCUGUGCAGAGGGGACAGGUCUACAGUGUCACCCUCAAGCCAUCUUCUCUGGCCACCAGGAGGACGUGUGUCGUUUCGUUCUUGUCAACUCCCACAUUGUCAGUGGAGGGGGAGAUGGCAGUAUUGUCCUUCACAAGAUCCAUGGCUCCUACAGUGUCAAGUUCUCUGCACAUGAACAGGAGGUGAAUUGUGUGGACUUCCAAGGUGGCCUCAUUGUCAGCGGCUCCCGGGACCGAACAGCGAAGGUUUGGUCCCUGUCCGCGGGCAGAGUUGGUCAGUGUCUACAUACUGUGCAGACAGAGGAUCGAGUGUGGUCCAUUGCUAUCAGCCCAUUAUUAAGCUCAUUUGUGACGGGGACAGCCUGCUGUGGACACACCUCACCUCUGAGAAUCUGGGACCUUGAGAGUGGUCAGCUGUUGACCUGUUUGGGGACCGACUUCCACCGUGGAGCUGGAGUCCUGGAUGUGUUCUACGAAACACCCUCCCUUCUCCUUUCUUGUGGGUAUGACACCUACAUCCGCUACUGGGACAUACGGACCAGCACCAGGAAGUGUGUCCAGGAGUGGGAAGAGCCCCAUGACAGUGCCCUGUACUGCAUAAGGAGUGAUAAGAACCAUAUGAUUGCCAGCGGCUCUUCCUACUACGGUGUGGUGCGCCUCUGGGAUAAGCGGCAGACUCGGUGCCUGCAGAGCUUUCACCUGUCUUCACCCACCAGCAGCCCAGUGUACUGUCUCCGUUUCAGUACCACCCACCUGUAUGCUGCCCUGGCAUCAGCCCUGCACGUCCUGGACUUCACGGCCUCGUGAAGGGCACCACAGCUGCUUCUGGUGACCCCAGCUCUGCAGAGCUGACACUUGGCUCAGGGAAUUGCAGGGUAGGAGAGGUGAGAAAGGCCCACAAGGCUUCUGAAGGGACUUUUUUUGCCUGCCAGAAAGCUAUGAAGAGUGCACAAAGGGCCAAACUUUCUCAACCUUACCUGCCUGUUAGUAAAAACAAUAGGCCAAUUGUCCUUUACCCUUUUUAUUUUGUGCAAGUCAGGAAUUGUUUUAUUAACUGCGUUCCUUUUCUUCCUUUUCUUUUUCCUUCAUUUUUUUUUCCUGUGGAUACAUCAUUUGAGGGGCAAGUUGAGCCAGGAUGCCCCAUCAGCUGUGUGCUGGUCAGUUUGAGAUCAGCCAAGUUCUAAGCCUGUGAAGCAAGACUAGGCUGUGUGUAGGGUGGACUGAUUUGGUGGAAAGGUGCCUGGAGAGAGGCCCACCCUUCUCCUUAACUUGCUGUUCUGACAGCUGCUUGUGUUGUCCUUCACAGCCAAGAGCAACAAUUGAGCUAAAAGGCAGAGCCAGCCCUGCUUUCAGUGUGCCUCCCCAAGCUGGCCAUCAGGUCAGGCUAUGCACUUGGCAGGGCUGAAAUGGUCGUGUUUUGCUAAAUAAAACUGAAAGGAAACAAGA